AUGCUUAAAAUAAGUUGGACGGACAUGGUAUCAAACAAGGAAGUAUUAGAAAGAAUGUCUGUAAGAAGAACUUUAUGGAGUAGUAUCAAGAAAAGGAGAAAUGAAUGGAUUGGACAUGUAUUGAGACAUUGUGGGUUGCUAGGAUUAAUCAUAGAAGGUUGCGUGGAAGGAAAAAAUGCUAGGGGAAGACCACGAAUGGAAUAUAUGCAACAAAUANAUAAAGAGACAAAGAGGAAGGCAAGUAACAGGGAAGAGUGGAGAAUUGCUACAAACCAAUCUCAGGAUUGA
Molecule: messenger RNA, 288 nt
Organism: Cinara cedri
Lineage: Eukaryota; Metazoa; Arthropoda; Insecta; Hemiptera; Aphididae
Source: the annotation of a GenBank genome assembly